This is a messenger RNA of Parastagonospora nodorum SN15, 258 nucleotides long. RefSeq lists its product as hypothetical. The coding region runs from base 1 to 258 and encodes 85 amino acids. The transcript has 2 exons. NCBI's taxonomy places the organism in Eukaryota, Fungi, Ascomycota, Dothideomycetes, Pleosporales, Phaeosphaeriaceae. The record is from RefSeq and is a predicted model, not a curated record.
AUGGCAACCACCAAACCAGAUGCUGCAGCCAACAGAGCAUCUACCCCUCAAACGCCUCUUGGAAUACAUGCAAGCACAUGGCCCAGCCGGCCUUUACUACGCCACCUUCAGCAUGCGCUUUGCCUCGACGGUGGGCCAAGCCCAACCUACGCUGCGCUGCAGGAAAUUGAGGCAUUGCUUCCAUCACCUCACCCAACAGCUUACCUCAUCCUGACACGGUUUCAUCGUUCCGCCGUCACAAUCAGCAAGGCAGACUAG